AUGCACUUGGGGUGGAUGCGGCUGCUCUUGCGGGUCGCAUUUCCUACUUUGAUGCAGCAGUCAUUGAAAACCGCCAGGGGAGCUGGAGAAGUUGGUCAAGGCAAUCAGACUGCAUCGGCGUCGGCUUCGGGUGUGCAUGGUGUCACGAUGGAGGCGGAACGCCAGCGGGGGCACAACGGAAAGAGGCCCGGAGAACUGACGGUGGACCUGCCUGUCCCAUGGGAGCGAUGCGAAAGUAGGUUGGGGGCGGCUUGCUGGGUCUGGAUCCUGCAAAUCCCCGCGACCUUCAAAGAACAUCCUGCAGCCUGCGGGCUCAAGGGGCCGCCGGCCGACCGUGCGCCUAGAGCACGGCCCUACAGAGGGUCGCUGCAGGCGGCCACGAGACCAAUGAAGAGAGCAACCUGCAUGCUGGCUGUGCUGGCUGUGCUGGUUCUACCUGUUCAGGGAGCCAAGGUAACCAAUGUGGGCCCAGAAGCAGCAGCAGCCCAGGCCUUCCGCAGUCUGGACAAGAACCGCGAUGGAGCGCUGACGGCGGACGAGUUAGAGGCCGAGAUCUUUGCCUCUGCACACGCUUCAGUCACCUGCACGUAUCAUGCUUGUCCGGAAGGCUUCAGAAUGAAACCAGGAGCAGCAGAGAUUGUCGGGAACAAUGACCUGGACUGCUGUGAUAAGACUUGUCAAGCGCAAUCCUGCAGCAGAACUGGCUUCCGUUUGAGGCCGGACGCAUCCCAGGUGCUGGCCACAGCCAGCGCAGAGUGUUGCGAGAAAACCUGUGGUGGCUUCGAGUGUCCCAACGGGUGGAAGGCGCGAAGCAAUCCAGACCAGAUUGUGCAGCCGUCGCAGGAAGUUUGCUGCUUGAAGACCUGUGAGCUGCACGUUUGCAAUGCCGAGCACGACCUUACCUUGCGGGGUGAUGCAGCCCUCACUGCUGGCAGCACAGACGACGACUGCUGUGUGCGAACGUGUCGGAGCUAUACUUGCAGCCAAGACGGCUAUUUGUUGCGAAAAGAUGCAGCGGACAUCACGGGGGGCGUGGGGGGUAACAGUGACGCAGCUUGCUGUGCCAAGAGCUGCGCCCUCUUCAGCUGCGUUGGGAAGUUCACUCUGGUGGACAGUGCUGCCAACAUCGUCGGAGAGAGCGCGGAGGUCUGCUGCCAGCGCUUCGAAGAGACUGAAGUUGAGGAAGAGGGUGACGCCGGUGACACCCCAGCCGAUUUCUUUGCGGAAGAAUGAGAGAAAGACACAAGACACAUCAAGACUUAUCAAGACACUUCAAGAC
Molecule: messenger RNA, 1279 nt
Organism: Cladocopium goreaui
Lineage: Eukaryota; Dinophyceae; Suessiales; Symbiodiniaceae
Source: the annotation of a GenBank genome assembly